UUUCUGUUUCAAUUGACAUAACAUUCCAAUUUUUAAACUUUGGUUUUGGCGGUAUUUUUAUUUCAGCUCAGCUCUUUUAAUUAAUUAUUGUUUGUGUUUUUUUAUUUCACAUUUUAUCAGAAUGAAUGCUGAAAAUGUAAUGGAGGUAGACGAAACGAAAAUUGAACCACCGUACAUUCGAACACCGGAAGAUGUAAAGCAAAUUAUAGAGUUUGCUCGCAUGGAUGAACGGAAUUUGACACCAGUAACACAGUCCUUCUAUUUUCCAUCCAAUAACUGUUCGAAUGAAAGGUUUCGUCUUUUAGAAUUGAAUCCGCAUCUCUUAAAGACUAUUCGUGAUGGAGGCAUUAUGUCUUUCAAAGGAGGUCUUCAUGAGAGCGCCGUUCUAUGUACAAACGAAAAGACCUACGAAGUUAAGGAAACUGAAAUAUCAAACAGUCUCGUUUUGGUUCCCGAGCUCAAAUUUGCGGCGCAAACGAGUUCUUCCCCCUUAAAGAGUCCAAGAAUUGGAGCUGAUUCCUCGAUGGAACGUAUUAAUAACAAAGACGACAGUGAUGACGACGAAGUUGCCAUUGAAAGAGUCUUAGAACAGAAAAAAAUUCUAAAAAUAUUUUAUGAAUACUACGAAUGCCGAGAAAUUCAACCUCGGUUUCGAAAGCUUAAUGAUCUGUUAUUAAUGACACGAUUUUCUGGCCCAGAAAAUGAAUACAUGAUUGAGAAAAAACUCCUAUUUACAUUCAGUCAACUGCUGGACACUAUCCAAUGCAGUAGAAAACAGUUCGAGGAAGGUUUAAAGAAGGUUCGUGCUUUAAUAAUUGAUGGAUUCGUAAGAGUUUUAGAUUGCGAAUACGAAUUUCGAAUUAUCAAUUUGAUGAUGGCGGUUAUAACUGAAAACUCGUGGCCAUUAGACGGAAUUGAAAAAGACGAAACGAUAGCUGCCCUCGAAGGUAUUGCGCCCAAGCAGAUUGUGGAGGGUAUUUUCAACAUCUAUACGCAUCCAGUAGAUUCAAAUCCAGGAAAAUUCCAGUAUAAAGAAGAACUACUAGCUCGCAUUAUAGCUGUAAACAUCCUCAAACCUGGUUUAAAGUUUCGAGUUGAAGAAUUUAUGUCAGAUUGGCAAGAUGCUUUGGUGGAAGGCUAUAAAGUCGAUCAAAAAUAUCUACAAGGAAUUGGGAUUAUUGAUUUGGAGUCAAAACCUCCAUGUAUAAGAUCACUUAACGAAGAAAAUCUAACAACUAAUCUUCAAGAUAGAAUUGAUUUGUUGUUUAAAAUAAAAACGAGUUGGAUACUUGAGGAGAUCGAAUCUUAUUUGGAAUACUUCACGACUCCCACCAUGAAUGUUUCGACUCUUUUAGCAAAAUAUGCCAGAUCAUUUGUCGUCGAUGGAGUGCGGCGUUAUGUUUCUAAGUAUAAGUGAAUUUAAACAAGUACCUGUUUCCAAUCUCUAUAAAUAAAAUAUUAUUUCUGUAAUACAAACGAA
This is a messenger RNA of Eupeodes corollae, 1480 nucleotides long. RefSeq names its product sister chromatid cohesion protein DCC1. Gene Ontology annotation, cellular component: chromatin; chromosome, centromeric region; Ctf18 RFC-like complex. Gene Ontology annotation, biological process: mitotic sister chromatid cohesion; maintenance of mitotic sister chromatid cohesion. The transcript is spliced from 4 exons. NCBI's taxonomy places the organism in Eukaryota, Metazoa, Arthropoda, Insecta, Diptera, Syrphidae. Bases 122 to 1417 code for a protein of 431 amino acids. The record is from RefSeq and is a predicted model, not a curated record.